AUGGGCAAUAUACCAACUGAUAGAAAAAUAACUAUGUUCAAUUUAUAUAUCCUAAUAGGGAAAUUAUUUUUACUACAUCUAAUAUGGAUACGAUUAACAAAUGCCGUCACCAUGGAACAAUUUGAUCAAAGUCUGGAUAUGAUGCGUAAUGGUUGUGCCCCGAAAUUUAAAAAUUCCCUCGAAACUUUGGAUAAUAUACGUUUCGGUAGGUUCGAACAACUGGAUGAGAGUUCUUCGGAUGUGAAGUGCUAUACAAAGUGUAUUGCCCAGCUGGCAGGAACGUUAACGAAAAAAGGUGAAUUCAGCAUAUCCAAAGCCACAGCCCAAAUUCCCAUAAUUCUACCCAAGGAACUACAGGAAGUUGCAAAGGAGGCACUCAAUUCAUGCAAGGAUGUUCAAAAGGACUACAAGGACCCAUGCGAUCGAGUUUUUUAUACAACCAAAUGUGUAUAUCAUUAUAGGCCAUCCGUAUAUAAAUUUCCAUAA
Musca vetustissima is the source of this 486-nucleotide messenger RNA. RefSeq names its product general odorant-binding protein lush (gene lush). The record is from RefSeq and is a predicted model, not a curated record. NCBI's taxonomy places the organism in Eukaryota, Metazoa, Arthropoda, Insecta, Diptera, Muscidae. Gene Ontology annotation, molecular function: odorant binding; dibutyl phthalate binding. The coding region runs from base 1 to 486 and encodes 161 amino acids. The transcript is spliced from 6 exons. Gene Ontology annotation, biological process: sensory perception of smell; olfactory behavior. Gene Ontology annotation, cellular component: extracellular region.